Molecule: messenger RNA, 5663 nt
Organism: Zeugodacus cucurbitae (melon fly)
Lineage: Eukaryota; Metazoa; Arthropoda; Insecta; Diptera; Tephritidae
Product: coiled-coil domain-containing protein 170
Exons: 8
Coding region: 2995-5547 (850 amino acids)
Source: RefSeq, a predicted model, not a curated record
UUGCAAAUCAAUUCGAUACAUCGAAAGGGACUCUAGUGCCGGCGAUUUCUUUUAAGCAACCGUUCUGUUGAGAUGUGAGAACUGAGGGCCAGAUGUGGAGAAUACAAAUUGGUACAAACUUCUCAAGACUGAUAUAUUUAUUGCCUAUUAAUUGUAUAUUGAUUUCUUAAUCAAUAUAUAAAUGAAUUUUCUGAGAAAUAAGUUCGAAUUAGCACCAACCAUCGACUAUUUAGCGGACAAUAACUGUACUAUUAUGUAUAAAAAUGUGUGAAAAUCACAGUUUGAAAAGUUUGUGAAAACUUACUAUUUCAUUAAUCUCUUCAAAGUCUUACUUUGUACAGACUAACUCAAGCUUUGAGAUAUUACAAGGAGACUUAGUUGGAACCACACCUAUAUUUAAUAUACAGUGGAACUUCUCUAACUCGAAUCACCAUUAUUCAAAAAUUGUUCGAGUUAGAGAGACUUCGAGUUAUAAAAUUUUCAUUAAAACAUAAAAAUUUUCAAAAAUAUGUAAAAUAUAAAUAAAUCGAAUAAAGUUAUAUGUAUACGAGUAUAUAGCUCAUUUACAAGAAUAGUGUCACAAAUCAAAAAAGUCGAUUUUUCAUGAGAACUGUUUAAAGUUUUCAAUUGUCUCUUAUUCAGAGAAAACUAGUGGCUUGUAGUAUAUUGAAUAAAAUGAUGAGCAUAAGUGGACUAAAAAAGUGUGUACUGAAGCUUGGCCGUAGGCAUUAACGUAACCCCUUUGAAAUUAUGUCGUUAUUUGUGAAAAAUGUUAAUCAAUUUCGCUGUCAUAAGUUAAAUGUGUCUUUAUUUCUGAAAAGCAACAUAAAAAAUUUAAUUUCCAGUUCAUAAAUAUCGUUCUAACACAAAAAAAAAAAAACAAAAAAACCUGAAAAAAACCAAAUUCAAAAUAUGUCGUUAUUUUGUAAAAAAAUAUAACUAAAUCUGGAACAACUGAGAUGUGUCGGUUUCGUGUUUUUGAGUUAUGACACUAUUCAUGUAAAUGAGCUAUGUUAAAAUAUGUAGCUCAUGUAGCCAAAACAACAAAAUGGCGAAAACCGAAAACACAUAAAGUACUAUAACUAAACCAUAAACAAAGCUAUGAAAUCAACACAAUUUAAAUGGAUGUGGCUCCACCCACUUUUGGGUCAAAAAACAUAUCUCCGAAACUACUCGUCCAAUUUCAAUGAAAUUCGAUUUGUAAUAUUUUUCUUACAUCCCAAUGAUAUGUUGUGAAAAUAGGCGAAAUCGGUUCACUACCACGCCUACUUACUAUAUACCAGAACUUCCAUGUCGAUCUGAAUCGUUUACUUUACUAUAUAUAAAAAGUAUGCACUAAUGAACAUAUCGGAACAGAACUUUGCAUAAAUACUACAUUUAUAGUGUGGCAUCGCAAUUCUAAAAAUCAUAGAAAUCGGACCAUAAGUUUUCAAGGAGCCAUAUAUCGUACCUGAGGACCUCAAUGCUUCUAAUAUUUUUUAUCGAAAAUAUAGGUAAGUCGCUCAGAUAUUUUGAGAAAUUCAGAGGGAAUAACUUUCUUUUGAUAAUAUGUCUCAGUGCCAAAAAUGGGUGAAAUCGGGUCAUAACUUCACCUAACUCCCAUAUACCUAAUAUUAGGGUUUCCAACUUUCAAUGGACUUUAUACCAUAUAUGUGAACAAAAUGCGAGUCAUAUUACUAAAUUGCGAGAGUAUAAAAUGUUCGGUUACACCCGAACUUAGCCCUUCCUUAUUUGUUAGAUUUUGUAAUUGUAUAAUGUAUUUCGAAAAGUUUGAUUUGUGGAAGGAAAUUUGUAUAAAAUUCGAGUUAGGGAAGUUUGAGCUAUGGAAGAAUAUUUGUAUGAAAUUUGACUUCUAUUGCCCAUUAAAAAGUUCGAGUUAAGGAGAUCUUCGUGUUAUAGAAGUUCCACUGUAUAUAACGGUACUUAUUACAAUAGCAGAAAAACAGAGAAUAUUUCGGAAGAUUAGUUUUUCGUAGACUAAACUGCACAUCUAGCUCCUUCGUAGGUUACCCAUGCGGGCUUUGCAUAUCUAAAGAGGAACUUAAGUAUAGCUGACUUCUUGUAAUUUUGUUUUUGUAAAUACACAAAGUGCAUUAAAAAUCAUGAACUUGCAUUAUUCAUUUCAAUAAAAUAGUUUUAGAACUACUAAAUAUGCGAAUGGUGAAAACAUCCAGAAAAACAAUAUUUCUAAACUUAACUUAUUACUAGGGUAGGUCGAUAAGUUAUUGAAUUUUGAAAUUGAAAGAAUAUAUCGUUGAAAGGCGUUUGCUGCAUAUAAAUCUUGUUUUGAUAGAGUCUGUCUUAAUAGAGCUACAUUCCACCUUAAUUGUAAACGUGGUACCAAUUAUUAACUAUAUUUCUGAAUAUUUGUUGAUAAUUAGUGAUAAAAAGUUGAGACAUAUAUCAAGCCUGUUCGACAACAGGAAUUUUAUUCCCAGACUUUUCUGUGGUUGCAUUAUCAAGCAACCCUCGUAUGUUUGGAAAACGUCAUUGCUAUUUGCGUGCAAAUACUCAAUUUGGUCUCAAUUUAUUAAGUAGCCAUGAAAUAUUGCUCUCCCAAGGGAAUAUAUGUAUUUUUAAUUCCACACACAUAUUUACAUACAAUACAUUCAUACGUAUGUACUUAGUGAGGAAUCAAAUUAAUAUUGUGAGCAUUUAGUAGCCUAAGGAAUUCAUAGAGUUUUAGUUUCGUUGGCAACACCCCAUUUGUUAUUUGCCGAUGUAACAUAUAUGCAACAGUGGAAAAACAACUUAUGUACGUAUGAAUACACUAAAAUAUAUACGAAAAUAUAAACAUAACUGAGUGAGUAUUGUUGUCAUACGCUUUUUAAUUUCCUAGAAACGACAAAUGAACGUAUUCAAAUCACAACAAAAGCUUGAAUAAAACCGACUCUGGCAAAAAUAGAGUAGAAAUGAAGAUGAUAGAAGAUAGUUGGAUGUAGCACAAAAAACAAAUAGAACAAGUGAUUUUUGACAAAGUUGUAAUGAAUUAAAAUGUCACGCAACCCCUAUUUAUGGGACACAUCUGGCAACUCUGCCGAGGAUUGGUGCAUAUUUGAGAUUUUAUGUGAAGAUGUGAAAGUGACAAGUGACAACAAGCUUGACCCGAACUGCAAUAAUACCGUUGCGAACAUCCCCGAGCACCAUCAUGGAAUUGAUGUUGUCACGGCUCUGCGCAGUGAAAUGGCGGCUGUAUCUUAUAAACGUGACCGUCUUGCAAAUGAUCUCGGAGAAACACGCGCUGUGUUGGCCGCACGUGAAUCGGAAUGUGAGAAUUUACGCGCCCAAGCCGCACGUCAGUCGGCUCUUAUUAGCAGUCUACAAAAUCGGUUGCAAACCGCUGAGAGUCGCGAACAAUCGAUGCAGACUCGUUGUGACUCCACUAUCCACACGAUUCAACGAGAGAAACACUCUUCCGAUGAACGCAACAAAGAACUGCAAUGUAAAAUACAGCACCUGGAGAACCACUUGGCAGCGGAGGAACAGCAGAAGGAACAGGCGCGUGCACAACUCAACGAUUCGCUACGACGUCUGACCACCUGUCUGGGCGUGGACCUAUGUGAGAAUGUACAUCCCACACCAGAGUGUGUGCUGAAUCGCGCCGAGGAGGUAAUGAUCGAGCUGCAACGUACCAAGGCAAAGGCGAGCUCCACUUGCGAUACACUAAGCAGUUGCGAGAACGAGUUAAUGAACUUGAAAUCGUUGGCGAAUAUUGAGAAACAGCGAUUGAGCGCCCAACUAGAAGGUAUCACCAAUCAUAACCAUGGAUUGGAGGGACGUUGUCGACAGUACGAGCGUGAUCUUCAAUUGCAACGCGAUCGGUUGACCGAGUCGGAGAUAAGUGGUGAGAAAUUGAAAGAAGAGUUGCGUGGCUUCGAGUCGCGUUGUCAUCGCUUACAAAACAAUCUGGAUCGCACGCAGAGUGAGCGUUUGCAGUUCCUGCGUUGCCUAGCGAACCAACUGAAUGUGCCAGAGCCAUGUGAAACCCUGAUCAAGGAGAAAGUGCGUGAUAUGCUGGGAGAAAAUCAAACAAUGCAUGUGCAACUGCAUUCUCUCCGCGAUCAACUGAAUUUGGAACAGUCUAAGUUGAAGGAGACUCAAGAGACUACACAGUGUCGUUUGCGUACGGAGGAAGCGCAAAAAUGUGAACUCGAGGAACGUCUAGAGAAGUGUCAAGCUGAGAUACAUACCCUGCGCAAUGAUCACUUGGGGCUUUCCGAGUUUUUGCAACGACUUGCACGCGCUCUGAACUGGGCAGAAUGUACCUCACCGCCCGCUCUCGGAACAGACACCAACAUUUUAGCCGAGUCACUGUUGGAACGUUCCGAACGAAUUGCCGCGCAUUACGAUCACCAUGGACAUGAACAUGACGCAGGACAUCGGCAUCAUCAUCACUCACGUCGUGAACAUUCACCGGAGAAGGGCUGCUGCGAUCAUCAUGCACAUGUUCAUGGCAAAUUGAGACGAGAGCGUUCGUGUCACGAUAUACCAUUGAAGGAGAGCAGUAGUAUUUACACCUUACAGCGGCGCGUUCGCAUAUUGCGGGAGCAAGUGCAGCGUCGGGACUUACAUUUAGAGCUACUGCGACGUAAAUUAGCGAUCAUUGAAGAAGGCGCCAGGGGAAAGUGCAUGCUUCAGGGUGAGCGAGAUGAAGCUGUAUGCCGUUCCAAGAAAGCCAGCAAACAAAUUGACAAACUCACCGCACAGCUGGUGGACGCACGCAGCCAAAUAGCUGAGGUCAAAGCACAGCUUGCAGAGGCAGUCGAAUACAAGAUAACUGCACUAGAGCGAGCACGCAAAAUCGAUGAGCUCACUGGUCAAAUUUGCGACCUGGAAGAAGAGAAAACACGUUUGCUGACGCAAUUUAAUGCUGUUAAGGACCGUCUGAAGGCCACAAGUGAAUCUUCACAAAAUAGACGUUGUCGCGAUGAGGCACUCAUCACUUCUCUUCGCGAAGACAUCACACGACUACAAAACCAGCUCUCCGAUGCCAAUCAUCGUCUCUCCCAUCUACAAUCGUUCCGUACCUCAGUAGCGCGUACGCUUCACCUACGUGACUUGCCGGAAUCGGAUCUUCUGCUUCGCUUGCAAGCACUCUGCUCAGCUCAUCAGGAGUUUACGCUACUCUCCAAACGUUAUGAGACUACAUCACCAGUUGGUGAUCAUCCGUGUCCCCGUUUCGAUGAUCCCAUCCCGCCGACACCACAUUGUCGUCCGCCCAACGAUGUCGAACUGUCUGGUGUUCCUAUGUACGAGGAGCACGCGAGAUCGUCGCACAAACAUUCUCACCAUCACUCAACUGCUGAGCAUCACCAGCAUAAACAUCGCAACAAGAGCCGUGGCGGUGCUGGUGGCGGAGUGGGCCGUUGUGCAGAUCGCUCUAAUGAUCGCAUCACAGGCUGCCCUGAUGGUCGCAACGCAGGUGGCACCAUUGCUACAAGCAGCAAACGUAUGCAUGAUAAAUGCUUUGAUUCUGAUGUCCAUCGACAUCAUUGCAGUUCUGGAGACUUUCUGAGUGUCGGAUACGAUGAUCUCGAUUUCAAAUAAACACUUCUAAGCAAUGGAAGUUCGUGCAUAAUUUUAGACACUACUGCUAUUUUUAUACUCUUUACUAUCUCAGGCGUAUUUCAAUAAAGUGGGUAUUUGAAGAAGAUUAUGGGAGC